Messenger RNA from Blepharisma stoltei, 1662 nucleotides. The record is from the annotation of a GenBank genome assembly. Lineage: Eukaryota; Ciliophora; Heterotrichea; Heterotrichida; Blepharismidae.
AUGCAUUUCUUCAGUAGUGGUGGCGGCGGUGGAUUUCCAUUCGGCGAUUUCUUCGGUGGGGCAGGCCCACAGAGUCCUCAUGAAGAAGAGGAAGUUGAUAGCACAAGAUUCUAUAUUCUUUUUAUAAUAAAAUUUUUAUAUAAAAUUACUAUCGAUUUCUCUAUUUUUUCUGCAGAAAGUUGCAUUCUUUUUAAUUAAAAAAACAUUAGGUUUUAUAAAUGACUAUACAUUACUUGGAGUUGACAAGAACACAUCAUGUGGCGACAUCAAAAAAGCUUACCGACAACUAGCCAAAACCAAACACCCUGACAAAGGUGGAGAUCCAAAAGAAUUCCAAGAAAUCACACAUGCAGCAGAAAUUCUAUCAGAUCCAGAAAAACGCAAAGUCUAUGACCGAUAUGGCGAAAAAAAAGAUUAAGAAUAAGAUUAUAAAGUCAUGAGCGGGACCCUAAUAGUCGGGCUACAUUGACUCCAGGAAAGGUGGCUAACGCUAGCUGCGUAUACACUAAAGUUCAAAUGGUAUAAGGCCAAAUCAAAAUUAAACCUCUUUGAUUUCUGGUAAGACUCAUAAAUUCGACCUGCUCCAUAGGGAGCACGCCUCUAAAACCAAUUUCUGUCAGUGCCACCAUUUUAUUUGUUGGCGCAAAAGGCAUCAACCAAGGGAUGAGUGGCGCUGAAAGUGAAGCAACCAGCAUCUUUGACUUACUAGCAGGCCGUGGCGGACAAAGAAGAGAGCAAGGCCCAAGGCGUGGCCCAGACGCGACUUACACAUUGAAAUGCAGUUUAGAAGAUAUUUACAAUGGCGCUACAAGAAAAAUCGCUAUAAACCGCGACAGGAACUGCCAAACUUGCAAUGGUGAAGGUGGGCACCAUGCUAAGACUUGCAGUUCUUGCAAAGGUAGAGGUAUAGUUACCAAAAUUGUUCAAGUUAAUCCUUGGAUGCAAACACAAAGCACUGGAGCUUGUGAUGACUGCAAUGGCACAGGGAAAACAUAUGAUGCCAAAAACAGAUGCAAAACUUGCAAAGGGAAGCAGAUUCUCCCGGAAAAGAAGGUGAUUGAAGUCGUUAUUGAUAAAGGUGUGCCAAACCAUCAUAAGUACUCUUUUAUGGGAGAAAGUGAUGAAAAGCCAGGGAUGCAGGCUGGAGAUCUCAUAGUGGUGGUUGAAGAAAAGGGGCAUGAGCUUUUUAAGAGAAAAAAGGCAGAUUUGGUCAUGCUAAAGAAAAUUUCUCUAAAAGAAGCACUUACAGGCUAUAAAUUCAUUAUCACACACUUAGAUGGCACACAAAAGCUCAUCCAAUCUGAACCUCAAGAUAUCGUAAAGCCUGGAGAUGUUAGAACUGUGAGAGAACUCGGAAUGCCACUCAUGAGGACUCCAUUUAAGUUUGGAAACUUAUUUGUUACCUUUGAAGUCGAGUUCCCAGCUCCACGUUCUUUAUCUCCUGCACAAAUUAACCAAUUAAGAACUGUUUUGCCAGGUGAUUUAAUGGAAAUUGAAGAUACCCCUGGGGUAGAAAAGCACUCCACGAUUGAGUUCGAAAAAUCCCACGUGACGGAAAAUGAUACAAAGAUUCAUUCUGACUAUAAGGAUGAAGAAGAAGAUGACGAUGACCCAAGGUUUGCAGGCGCAAAAAGAGUUCAUUGCUCUGGGACAAUAUUCUAA